AUGAAGUCAAUAGCUUUAUACUUCUUGUUAUCAAUUUUCGGUGUAGAAUCGGCUAGGAUUUUAGGAGUGUUUCCUAUGCCAUCAAUAAGUCAUCAAGUUGUCUUUCGAGCUCUGAGCAUGGAGCUAGCCAGGAGAGGACACGAAUUGGUGAUCAUAACGACAGACCCUGCCCUGCCAAAGAAUAGACCGAAAGAUAAUAUUACUGAGAUAGAUAUUAGUCGUUCUUACCAACUUUUGCGUAAAUUCGAUGAAUAUGCUGAAAAAACUCAGCCGAUUCAGAAACGUGGAGUGAUUUCUGGAGUGGAAAUAAUGAUCAGUGAGCAUGCUGCAGGGGCCAUGUUUAUGCUGAUGGCGGAAGUAUUCAACAGCGAAGAAGUGAACCAGUUACUUCAAGACAAGAACCAGAAGUUCGAUUUAAUCAUAUCAGAAGCCAUUAUGAGUUUCCAUUUGAUAAUCGGGAAAAUCUUCAACGCGCCAGUUAUUCUAUUCUCGUCUUUGUAUGGUCUUCCUGAAACUUUCGAAACAGUGGGGGCCGUGACGCGCCAUCCGAUUUUAUAUCCCCAUUUAUUUAGGAAUAAGUUUACAGAUUUAACAUUAUUCGAGAAAAUCCGCGAGGUCUACUAUGAGGCUCGAUUGACCUUGCUGUAUUGGGGUCUUCAGAAUGCUGAAAAUAAUUACCUGAAGUCCCGUUUCGGAGAGAACGCACCUACAGUACAACAAUUAAGGGAGAAUGUCUGUAUGGUGUUUUUGAAUUCGUUCCCUCUCUUUGAUAACAACCGACCGGUGCCACCUAAUGUGGUGUAUUUGGGAGCUUUGCACUUGCAACCUGUUAAGGAAUUGCCUGAGGACCUAAAGACAUAUCUGGAUAACUCUAAACGUGGUGUGGUAUACGCCAGCUUGGGGACGAACGUGCGUGCUUCAGCCAUGAGCAAGGAGUUUCUGGAAACUUUCAUCAAAGCUUUCGAAGCUCUUCCCUAUGACAUAUUGUGGAAAAUCGAUGGAGAUGACAUAAAGGCGUUUCCAAAGAAUGUUCGUGUGCAAAAAUGGUUCCCCCAAAGAGAUUUAUUAGUUCAUCCAAACAUUGUGGCCUUUGUCACACAAGGCGGGCUCCAAUCAACUGAUGAAGCGAUUGAUGCCGGAGUACCUCUAGUCGGAAUACCUUUAAUCGCAGAUCAGUGGUACAAUGUUAAUAAAUACAAAGAACUUGGAAUCGGUAUCAGUUUGGAUUCAUUCACAGUUAAUGCUGAAGAAUUGGCUCAAGCUGUCAAAACUGUGGCUACAGACAAAAGUUUUAAGAACAACAUCGCGAAAAUCAAAACCCUGAUGCACGAUCAGCCUCUGAAGCCAUUAGAACGCGCGGUCUGGUGGACGGAGCAUGUUCUUCGAAACGGAGGAUCCAAACACCUUCGUUCGCCAGCGGCCAACAUGAAUUACUCAGAAUAUUUAAUGUUAGACGUUGUCUUAGCCUUAUUAUUUUUAUUCUUUACUGUGAUAUCGAUACUCGCUCUCAUUGCGUACAAGCUUUUUGGUAUAUUAAAGAAAAUGACCUUUAGUGGUAAAUUAAAAAGUAGCUGA
Molecule: messenger RNA, 1575 nt
Organism: Bombyx mori (domestic silkworm)
Lineage: Eukaryota; Metazoa; Arthropoda; Insecta; Lepidoptera; Bombycidae
Gene: UGT340C2
Product: UDP-glycosyltransferase UGT340C2
Exons: 4
Coding region: 1-1575 (524 amino acids)
Molecular function (GO): hexosyltransferase activity; UDP-glycosyltransferase activity
Source: RefSeq, marked provisional